CCUUUUUCUCUCCAUUUGGUUGUAAAGCUCAAUUAUGUGUCAUUAGCUGAGAAGAGUUUCUGCCAAAUUAGAGGAUGCCCCACCCCUAUCUUCCUCAUCCCCUUCCCCCAACUGGGAAAUUGGAUGGGCUGGGAGGAAGAGAGUUAAAAGCUUUGACCGUGGCUGCUCUGGGGUGACAGAGGGAAGGAAGGGGACAGGUUGGGCAAUAUGACAAGUGGCUGAAGAUCCAGGCAGAGUGAGAGAGCUGACUGGCAGACAAAAGGAAAAUCAGGUAGGUAGGUGGACAGAGAGAUAGCAGAGGGAGAGAGACUGGCUGAGCCGGUGACAGCAUAUAGAGGACCCAGCAAAGAGACAGACCUUGGAGGUGGCCCGCCAUGAGCACCAGCAUCUUUUUGCUCCUGUGUGUUCUUGGGCUCAACCAGGCGGCCACGUUGAAGAUUUGGAAUGGCACCGAGUGUCUGCCCCACUCCCAGCCUUGGCAGGUGGGACUGUUUGAGGGCACCAGCCUGCGCUGUGGGGGUGUCCUCAUUGACCGUAGGUGGGUUCUCACAGCUGCUCACUGCAGCGGAAGGUACUGGGUGCGCCUAGGGGAACACAGCCUCAGCCAGCUGGACUGGACGGAGCAGAUCCGGCGCAGUGGCUUCUCCGUGACCCAUCCCAGCUACCAGGGAUCCCUGAUGAACCACGAGCACGACCUCCGGCUUCUGCGCCUGGGCUUGCCCGUCCGCUUGACCAGCAGUGUCCAGAUCCUGCCCUUGCCCAGCACUUGUGUGACCACAGGCACUGAGUGCCACAUCUCGGGCUGGGGCACCACCAACCAUCCGUGGAACCCAUUUCCAGACAAGCUCCAGUGCCUCGACCUCCCCAUUGUCUCUGAUGCCACCUGCCGCGCUGUGUACCCCGGGAGAAUCACAGACAACAUGGUGUGUGCAGGUGGUGUCUCUGGGGAGGAUGCCUGCCAGGGUGACUCUGGGGGUCCCCUGGUGUGUGGGGGAGUCCUUCAGGGUCUGGUAUCUUGGGGGUCUGUGGGACCUUGUGGACAAGAAGGCAUUCCAGGGGUCUACACCAAAAUUUGCAAUUAUGUGGACUGGAUCCAGAGCGUCAUAAGGAACAACUGACCUGCUCUCUCCACCUCUAACCCUCAACUUGGGGGCCACUCUGACCCUCAGAGGACCGACACCUCUUCCAUCACCACUCCCAGCUCCCACUUUUGUUGGUCUGGCGAAUUUUUUGGAACUCCUGCUAGCCCUUCUAAGAACCCUGCCAGAGACAGGAGGAGUGAGCAACUGUCUGGAAUAAAUAUAAUACAACUGAA
This is a messenger RNA of Nycticebus coucang (slow loris), 1315 nucleotides long. RefSeq names its product kallikrein related peptidase 12 (gene KLK12). The record is from RefSeq and is a predicted model, not a curated record. The coding region runs from base 375 to 1118 and encodes 247 amino acids. The transcript is spliced from 6 exons. Gene Ontology annotation, molecular function: serine-type endopeptidase activity. Lineage: Eukaryota; Metazoa; Chordata; Mammalia; Primates; Lorisidae. Gene Ontology annotation, biological process: proteolysis.